AUGCGGCCUAUUCCCAACAUCGAUCAUUUUCUCAACGACGCUAAUCGCGAAAUCCAGGUCCGACACGAUUCGGUUAUAGAUGGUGCUUUCAACAUAAAGAGAAAGUUCUCCUCACUGUUAACGCAGGCGCGGCAAUUGAAGACGAUAUUGCUGGCCAAACAGGCUGAGCUGGAUCGCUACAUCGCUCAGUAUAGACCUCACCAGUUAUACCCUCAAAGCAUCGCCGAAGAUACUCGGAAAAAGCUCCAAAAGCAAACCUAUAAAUUGCGUCAGUGUAGGAACGAGAACAGGCUACUACGUACCCGAAAUCAAGAACUGGGCAAUGAUUUGGAAGCUGCGCACAAAGAGUUGGAAAAGGUCGAUCACCUGCGGUGCAACAUUUGUAUGGUGGCGUUCAAGAAUGUCGUGGUUCCUAACGAAAUCCGGAACACCAAUGAUGAGGAGACUGAUGUCAUCUCGCUGAGCAGCGACAAGUGA
Exophiala spinifera is the source of this 477-nucleotide messenger RNA. RefSeq lists its product as uncharacterized. The record is from RefSeq and is a predicted model, not a curated record. NCBI's taxonomy places the organism in Eukaryota, Fungi, Ascomycota, Eurotiomycetes, Chaetothyriales, Herpotrichiellaceae. The coding region runs from base 1 to 477 and encodes 158 amino acids. The transcript has 2 exons.